AAUUCCGACAUCUCGAAUUUUAAGACGACGACCAACGACAACUUGAUCGCAAUCCCGACAAAAUGGCGAUCAAGCACAACCAGCAAAUUGCCCACAACCGUAUGUCUUCUCCGCAGAUCAAUUAGGAUUCCGAAGAUGCUGAUUAUGGAUAGAUUUCCGAAAGGAUUGGCAAAGACGAGUUAGAGUUCACUUCGACCAGGUAAACAACGCGCAGAUGGGAAACAAAUUAGCUCUGGAAUCGAAUCUAACAGUCUAAAUAGCCUGGCCGAAAACUCAGACGUCGCAAUGCUCGUCUUGCGAAGACAGCAGCUGUCGCUCCACGACCAAUCGAUUUGUUGAGACCAGUUGUUAGAUGCCCAACCAUCAAGUACAACAGACGUGUACGAGCUGGUCGUGGUUUCACCCUCGCCGAAUUGAAGGUGAGGAAUAAGGAUCUUUGAUUUUACGAGUAUAAUUUCUGAUGUCAUAAAUAGGAGGCUCAAAUUCCCCGCAAGCUCGCCCCUACGAUCGGUAUCUCUGUUGAUACUCGCCGCCAAAACCUCUCAGUCGAGUCCCUCAAGGCCAACGUCGACCGCCUCAAGUCCUUCCGUGCCCGCCUCAUCCUCUUCCCACGCAAACUCGGUCAACCCAAGAAGGGUGAUUCCACCAAGGAGGAGGUUGCAUCCCUCAAGGAGAUCAGCAGCCGUGUCAAGAACACUCUGCCAAUCGCCACCGUUGAGGGUGGAUUCUCAGAGAUCAGCAAGUCCGAUGUGCCAAAAGCAAUUGAGGGAGGUGCAUACAGAAAGUUGCGGGUUGCAAGAAGUGACGCUAGAUUGGCCGGCAAGCGUGAGAAGAGAGCAAAGGAGGCAGCUGAUGAGGCCGCUGCUGCUAAGAAAUAAAUGGCAUGAAUGGUUCAUGGGUCUGUUUUAUAUUCUUGCGGGGUGCGAUGGAUGGAUGUGGGCUACAAGAGCAGUU
Messenger RNA from Sclerotinia trifoliorum, 954 nucleotides. The record is from the annotation of a GenBank genome assembly. NCBI's taxonomy places the organism in Eukaryota, Fungi, Ascomycota, Leotiomycetes, Helotiales, Sclerotiniaceae.